CGAGGAGGAUGGAUUCAUUCAUAAGACAAGAUCUGCUACUGUGCACCGUAAGACAACGAACUCCCGUGAACGGACUUUAUGGAUGUAUAAUCGCACGUUUGACCGGGAGAUCACUCCGAGGAUUUAACGCUAAACGGGAGGACUUCUUCACAACUGGGACACUUUCCCCCCGUAAACGCGGGGAACUGGAUUAAAGCUUCUUCAUGCAACUUUUUUGGAAAGACACCAGGAGCAUCUCACCAGGGAAUAACAAAAAGCUCAUCAAGGUACCUCUCCUUUAGUAACCUUCUUGUGUGUGCCGCUGUCCCGCCGCUGCAGGUGACACCGCGCUCUCACCGGUAACUGCAGGUGUCGCGUUCCCUCUCGAUCCCUGCGGGGAGAUGUACCAAGGGUUCCCCGGCGACCCCGACAGCGGAUCCCGUGGAAGCUCGUCUCCAUCCAUUGAGUCCCAGUACCUUUCCUCCGUGGACUCCUUCGGGAGCCCGCCGACCACCAGUGCUCCACAGGAGUGUGCGUCAGCAGGCGCUGGCUUGAGCAUUGUGGGCAGCGGGCCAGGGACCAGUGCUGGAGGUGAGAUGCCCGGUUCAUUCGUGCCCACCGUCACCGCCAUAACCACCAGCCAGGACCUGCAGUGGAUGGUACAGCCGACCCUCAUCUCCUCCCAGGCCUCUGGACAGAGUGGCUCCACUGGCACCACGACCAUGACCCAGCCGGUGUCACUGGUUGACCCAUAUGACAUGCCAGGCCCCAGUUAUUCUUCUGGGUCUGGGUUCACUCCUUCGAGUUCAGAAACUCCAGGGCCUGCACCAGGCCCCAUCCGCCAGUCCAGAACCCGCAGCCGCCGUACACGAGACGAGUCUGUGAGUGACGAUGGAGAUGUUGGUGUGUUACUAACACCUGAAGAGGAGGAAAAGAGGCGUGUUCGUCGAGAGAGAAACAAGCUGGCUGCUGCCAAAUGCAGAAACCGCAGACGGGAACUCACAGACAGACUGCAGUCGGAGACGGACAUUCUGGAGGAGGAAAAGGCAGAGCUGGAGGCCGAGAUCUCAGAGCUGCAGAAGGAGAAAGAGCGCCUGGAGUUUGUCCUGGUGGCCCACCAGCCAAACUGUAAGAUCCCCUACCAGGACCAGCCUCAGCAGGCCUCAGGGCAGCUCCCUCCAGUGCAGGCCCAGCUCCCUCCCCAGACCUUACAACCUCCUGUCUCCAUUGUGGGCUUGACUGUGAAGGAAGACUCUUUCUAUCUGCCUCCUGCCUACACAGCCCACCCGGCCUCCACACAGUCCCAGCCUCCGGUUCAGCAGCAGCAAGUCCAGCCGCAGCCUCAGCCCGGAUUAAUGCAGGAGGUAGAGUUUUCUAGUUCUUUCUAUGGCUCAAGUGAGCCAGCACCUGGUGGGCCAUGCCUUAUGGCCAGCGACAGUGGUGGUGGUGUUAACCAUGACGAUGUGGCCAUUGGCAGCUACAACACCUCAUACACAUCUUCAUUUGUGUUCACCUACCCAGAGGGAGCCUGCGGGGUCAGUGCCAACCAGCGGAACAGCAGUAGCGAGCAGUCAUCUGAUUCCCUGAACUCGCCUUCUCUGCUGGCGCUCUGACUGACCGACAGAUACACGCCUUCACAUAUUAACACGCACACACAUUAUGCUCGCUGGAAGUAGAGCGUCAGACAUGUACAUGCACAGAGCCAAUCAGUCUCACAGAUUGAGAUGAAAACCACCAAUCGUCUGUAUCUGAUUGGGUUAAAGUUUACACAUUAAGAAAUGCAUUCCAAUUAAGAGCCAUACAAAUAGUUGCACAUUAGAUCUAACCUUUAACACAGAGCCUAAACAUGAAUCAAUUCUUGUUUUGUAUUUAACCACAAUAUUUGUAACUGGACACGUUAAGCGUUUAAAAGCCAAGUCCAUGUUGCCAAUCCUAAGUGCUCUGAAUUAACAGAUUAAUUCACAAUGAAUUCUCACAUUGUCAUACUCUCAUUGAGUAAUACACAACACGCUCACUCCAACUAGCACAAGUGCCCCCACCUAGUUCCCUCUGUCGGUUGCCCCUCUUCCAGUGCUCUUGCUCUCAUCCUUUUCCAUCCUUCUCCCUUUUUCCUCUCGCUGAUUGUAUUUGUGCAAAUCUGAACUAGGGACAAAGGACACGUUGUUCAGGGUCUUUUCUUGUGGGAGACAGACAGCUGUUGUCUCCUUCACCUCUAACUCUUCAUCCGCUCGGCUUCCCUGUGCUUCUUCAUUUGCUGCUUGGACUUGGCAAGUUGGGGAUCUGAGUAUCACCGCCUCCACUAAAACUUGUGCUUUCUUCUCUCGUUUUUUAAAUUCUUCUGCCGUCUGCCUACCUGCCAUGCGACCCAUCUCUACCCAUCUCUGUUUUCUCCUCUUCUGUCUCUAUGUUUGUCCUUCUCUCUGAAGUCCUCGACCCCUGAGAGCCCGAAGACCCCCGAGAGCCCUUGGGACCUUGAGUGAAAGCCAGCCCAACUAACAUGCCCCUUUGCACCCUGUCACACAAGGACAUGGACGCAUCACACGCAAACAGAAGAACCUUUACUUGGAGCGCACUGCUCAAAUUCUUACAGUGAACAGCAGCUACAUACGUUCAACACGCACAUAGACGCAAAAUCGAUGAACACAAAAUGCAAGAUGGAUGCCACUGUCUUCUGCUGAGCCAUUUUUCAUGUUGUUCACACAGUGAAGAUUAGACAUCUGUUGUGAGGCUGGUUAAAAGUGAGGAUGGAGAGAAUUAGCAGGAAUUGAAGAAGGAAUCGCAAUGAACCAGGACAGACGCUGAGAGAGUCGGGAUAAAGGAUGACUCCCAUCGUAACCAUCGACUUUUGCAACAAAAAGUUGAAAAAAAAGGAAGAGCCAAAUGUUAAAAACAAAGCAAAGAAAAAAAACUUAUGCUCUUGCCAACUGUGUGGAAGGGUGACCUCAGUAAAAACACCUCCACACCAGAGAGCCUCAUCACCCUCGGCCUACAUGCGUACAUUCACACCAUCGCUUUCAAGUGUCUGAACUGAAGAUACAGACAUUUUGUUGCAGAGCACCAGCUCUGAGUCUUGCUCAGAAUCAAUCAGAUGUGAACCGAUGCCUUUAUUCAGAGGAGAGACGUUUUUUUGUAGUGAUUUAGACAACCUCUAAACAUUUGGGCUCAGCGGUCUCUGUACCUCCCUUGUUCUCUCAGCGGAGAGGAAGUGGGGGUGCGUUUAUUGUGAGUGCGUCCACUCUGAGGCACCUGGCCCGUUUCUUUCUUUCUUUAUUGAGGUUAAUGAGGCGAGUGAGCACAAAGCAAGACCUGCGAAACAAAAGGGGAGGUCAUGUGGGCUGAUGUUGUAAGUGAGCGUCCUUUCUUCGCCUGUGAAUUUGUAAAAUUUGUUUUCCCUGUAUGUUUGGAUGAAAACCGUUAUAUAUUUUAAUGUUUAUGUUUGUUUGUGUGUUUCAUUGUUUUGCAUUGACCUCUGCUUUCUCUUGUACUGUUGCCGUUUCUUGUUUUUCUUUUUUGUUUUGUUUUAAUCGGGAGAUUUCCACAUAACUGUUACUAUUAUUAUUGCUUUGUAGCUAUUGUUUCAUUAUUUUAUUGUAUUUUCAUUUGGCAACUUCAGAGGCAUGUUGUGCACUACAAAAAAAUCUAAUUAUAAGUCUAUAUACAUACAUAUAUACAGGUAACAUGUAUAUAUAAGUGUAUGUACCAUGAUUGUAAAGUAUGAAUGUCUGCAGAUCUAAAUGGGAUAUUUUUGUCAAUGAAGAACAAGAUAAAAAGUUAAAAUGAAUAUUUUUCUAAAGGAACAACAAAAAAAAAACUAUAAUAAAUUUAAAGUACUGCCCUGUCCUUUAACAUGAAGCACGAUGUCACUGCCUCUGUCAAUGUGUAUUUAUGUUUUAUAAACAAUAUAAGGCACUAUCCAAGUUACAUUAAAUGUAUGUUUAUAAUGAUGAUGUUUAGAAGGUUGUGGUAACACCUUUGUUUUGUUUGUUUUUUUCUCUGUGAGGUCUGUCCCAAAGCUACUGACACCUUUAUGCCACUUAUCCUUAAAACUAGUGUGAUUGAAUGUCCAGUAUAACCUGUCCAGUACCAUUCAAUAACAUUGAUAUUUACAGAAAUAUGUGUUUGAAGGAUAACCACAGUUUUAGCCUUGAUUGAUUGAAUUUAUCAUGUUAUGGUGGUGAAUCCAUUCAUGUAUUCAAGGAAAUAUGUUGUCUAACUGACAUUAAAAAAAAAUCUUGUGAUUGUAUUUGCUGGAUAAGAAGCUUUAUUUUCAACAAAUAAACAUGUUUAAUCAAAACGAUGGCUAGAUUAAUGGCAUAAAUGUUUGUUCAAACGUGGCUCUUGGUGGUCAGAAAAUGGGCAGACCUCAUUUUUUUAAAAUGUUGAAUUUAAAAGGACUGUGUUUGUACAGAUGUUGGAGAUGCCUUUUGAUUUCUCUCCAAAUGCAAAUGUGAUGAGAAUAUGUUCUGGUGUCAGAAUAAGCAUAAAACAUAUUCAAUAGUUCUCAUGUAUAUAGGUUUUUGUGGUGCUACUUAUAUUACAAUGAUGAGGCAGUUUCACGUUGAAUGGUCGAAGGUUACACAUUGCCACUGCUGAGGCUCCAGACGAAUGAAAACACUGCUGGUCUCAUCAGGGUGUUUUAUUCUAUAUGGAAGCCAAUAACAGUAAAUUUCCAGCAGCUGAAGCUCUGAGAGCUCAGUAAUCACUCUGUGUUUUCACCGUGGUUUAAUAUCAAUCCCCUGCUACAUCUGUAAGUGUGAUAAACAGAUCUCAAAGGGCCCUUGUACUGUACCUGCACUCCACACUUACGCCCCUGAUCACCACACAACACAUUUCUCUCAUCUAAUUUCUUUGCUUUGGAUUUAAAUGAAAUUGUAGAGUUUGCUUUAUAUAUUUGUAAGGAUACAAUCACAAAUGGGUUGCUAGGUGGAAAAGGUGACACAGAAGGUAAAGAUGAAAUACUCAGAUACUAGUUAUAAGACAGAGAAUCUGCCUGCACCUACCUGUACUGUACAACAGCUAUGAUAGCGUAAACUGAACAAGAGCUUUCUUAUUUUUCUAUAAUGAGGUGAAUGUUGUUAUGUAUUUCUAUUUUUCCACAAUUCCCACAUGCACUCUGAUUUCAUAUUGUCCCUGCUAUGAAAUGCAAUACUUAUUAUCCUCUUGGAUGAACAUAAUGUAGCAAACCAUGCAGUGAUCAAACUGACUGCUACUAUAUGUCAAGUGUGAUGAUGUAUUGCUUUAAUUAUCAACUUUUGUUACAGUAUUAAACGUUAUCCUUAAUAUUUGAAGUAACUUUUGAUUUUGAGACAAUCUUCAUGAAGAAAUGUAUCUAAAAAAAUAGAUCUUAUUUCAUUUACUGAAGAUGCAUAGAAACUAGUAAGGCUCCUCCAUUUCAGAAGGUCUUUUUUUUGGUUACAGUCCAUUUCUUUCAUCAACGUUUCAUAAUUUUUGACUCCUGUGUCUUUUUAUGGGAGCAAUGAUCACCAUUUUGCAACAUUUGAAACACAUGAGAUACAUGAUAGAUAGACAGACAUGAACACUUACACAAAUGAAAGGCCCAAAGAAAUUAAAUGAAAGAUGUCAUUUAGGGCACAUGGAUAGUUACAUACUUUGCUAAUGAAGGUGCUCUGAUGUGAAAUUCUCUAUUUUUCAGUGAAAAUAAGUUAAUGUGACUGAUUUGUUUUCUGCAUAUCAGUAUAAAGUACUGUUUACUUAUUUUUAUAAUUUCAUACUCAUUUGUUUCUAAUCUUGAAGAGGACCAAAGUGUAUGACAUAUCUACCAUGUUGCUUUUGCAGUCCCUGCUCUCUGUUCUGUGUCCAUAUUUCAGCUUCUGGCCCUUUUUGCUGACCUAUAAAGUUUACAUGAUCAAGGUUUUUCCUCACUUCCUAGACUGCAAAAGCUGGGUGAGCUGUCUCCUUUACUGAUGGUUUGACCAAUGCCAUUUAUUUCCAAUUUGUGAAGAAUUACAUAAAUAAACAGCAUAUUAUAAGGUACAUGCCUCUCGCUUUUAAAUGA
This is a messenger RNA of Amphiprion ocellaris (clown anemonefish), 5995 nucleotides long. It is a transcript of the gene fosb, whose product is annotated as FBJ murine osteosarcoma viral oncogene homolog B. Bases 381 to 1592 code for a protein of 403 amino acids. Gene Ontology annotation, cellular component: nucleus. NCBI's taxonomy places the organism in Eukaryota, Metazoa, Chordata, Actinopteri, Pomacentridae. The transcript is spliced from 5 exons. Gene Ontology annotation, biological process: regulation of transcription by RNA polymerase II. The record is from RefSeq and is a predicted model, not a curated record. Gene Ontology annotation, molecular function: RNA polymerase II cis-regulatory region sequence-specific DNA binding; DNA-binding transcription factor activity, RNA polymerase II-specific.